UAUUAUAUUAAGAAAAUGGCAAAAAGGGACAUCAUAGGAUUUUUACAGUCUGUAAGGGCUGGUUUAUUAAAUAUAAAACACCCUGAUAAUUAUUUGAGAUUUCAAGUUGGAAAGGAAGUAGCUGCAAGAACUCAGCCUGCACCAAACCUUCCAGAUGGCCCAAGUCACAAAUUGUCUGCUAAUUACUAUUUAGAAAGAGAUGCUCGCCGCCUGGUGGAACCACCAGAGGAAAUCUUGUCUGGAGGACAAAAGCUCCUCCCAGAUACAGCUGCUUCAGAGGGAAAAGGCCCACAAUCCCCAGGAUACAGAGCAAUUACACCUGGAAACCCAUAUAAUCCAAAGUCUAUUCAACUCCCAUACUAGAUUGUGAUUUUGUUGUUUUUAUAAUAAAUAUAACAGUACAACUUUCA
Messenger RNA from Saccostrea echinata, 410 nucleotides. Its product is annotated as NADH dehydrogenase [ubiquinone] 1 alpha subcomplex subunit 7-like. The transcript is spliced from 4 exons. The record is from RefSeq and is a predicted model, not a curated record. Gene Ontology annotation, cellular component: mitochondrial inner membrane. Gene Ontology annotation, biological process: mitochondrial electron transport, NADH to ubiquinone; ATP synthesis coupled electron transport. Lineage: Eukaryota; Metazoa; Mollusca; Bivalvia; Ostreida; Ostreidae. Bases 16 to 363 code for a protein of 115 amino acids.